This is a messenger RNA of Hypomesus transpacificus, 2875 nucleotides long. It is a transcript of the gene arl4aa, whose product is annotated as ADP-ribosylation factor-like 4aa. The transcript has 2 exons. NCBI's taxonomy places the organism in Eukaryota, Metazoa, Chordata, Actinopteri, Osmeriformes, Osmeridae. The record is from RefSeq and is a predicted model, not a curated record. Gene Ontology annotation, biological process: intracellular protein transport; vesicle-mediated transport. The coding region runs from base 329 to 928 and encodes 199 amino acids. Gene Ontology annotation, cellular component: cytoplasm. Gene Ontology annotation, molecular function: GTP binding; GTPase activity.
GAAGAGUGCAAUCAGUGCGACAUACAGUUCAUAAGAGACAUACUGUGCCAUUGCUUACUGUAUCGUGAUUGUACUGGGAAUAGAUAAUGGUCGUUUGAGCGCAGAUCAAACGGUGCAAAGUGAAUUGAUGUAGCUAAUGUAGUGUUUAAAAACCAAACGGAGCAUUUCGUGACGAAGCAUGUAGCCUACGGUAGUUUACAUUUUUGUGUACUCUUUGGUUAUACAAGGUUAAAGGAGCAAUCCUAUGGAAAUAUAGCCAAUCCUUACCAUCGUUGUUGGAUAAGUGGGCAUUCUAAACCUUUAAAUCCUGUCCUUUUCAUAAGAAAAGAUGGGGAAUGGAUUAUCAGAACAGCACAAUUUCUUUUCAAGCAUCCCAUUCUUUCAGUCUUUCCACAUUGCCAUCCUGGGUCUGGACUCUGCAGGGAAGACGACUGUUCUUUACAGACUCCAGUUCAAUGAGUUUGUUAACACUGUGCCCACCAAGGGCUUCAAUGCUGAGAAGGUGAGAGUGUCCCUCGGAGGUCACGGGACUGUAACCUUCCACUUCUGGGAUGUAGGUGGGCAGGAGAAGUUGCGUCCACUCUGGAAAUCAUACACUCGCUGCACUGAUGGCAUUAUAUUUGUGGUGGACUCCGUGGACACUGAACGUAUGGAGGAGGCCAAGACUGAGCUGCAUAAGAUUGCUAAAUCGUCAGAGAACCAGGGAGUGCCACUGCUGGUGGUGGCGAACAAGCAGGACCUGAGAAAUUCCAUGGGGCUGGCUGAGAUUGAGAAGGCUCUUGCGCUGAAGGAACUGGGUCCAGCAAACCUGUGGCAUCUCCAGCCCACCUGUGCCAUUAUAGGAGAUGGGCUCAAGGAAGGCCUAGAGCGACUCCAUGAUAUGAUUGUCAAAAGGAGAAAGAUGCUCAGACAACAAAUGAAGAGAUGAUGGAAGAAGAGAGAGAGAUGGACUUCUAAAGUUUACAUGUGAAAGAUAUUGGGAGGGUUAUUUUGCACCUGAGUGGGCACUGGCAUUCCACUGCAGUUUAAGAAUUUGCACACUGAGUUUUAUCAGUCAGAUGUUAAGCUUUAGGUUUCUACUGUAUUGCCCGUUGGAAAGAGAAACAUGAAAUGUCAAAUUUUUAGCUGUAGUUUUUACAAACCUUAUAACUGUUGAACAGGAAACACUGGGAAGAAGUUCACAUGUGGAGUGAUGUUUGGAUGUAAGGAUUCAGCAUUUUUUUCUACAAAGAAAUAGGGUGAGAAUAUAUUUUUGGGUUAUUAUGAAGGAAUUAUGAAUAUAUAUAUAUAUAUGGGAAAGAUUUACCUUCUGGUCAGUCUAAAUAACAAAACAGUAUUCUAACAGUAGAGCAAAUAAACGUACUCUGGAUUGAAAGAACAUAAUUGACUUUCUGAAAGUGAACUUUGACUCUGGGAAAGAGUAAAAUACAAUAGUAUUUGUAGUUUUGUCUUUUCGACUAAGUUUAUUUUCAUCUUUACUGUCUCAAAAGUGAAGUACUGUUCUGUACAUCUGUGUUAAACACACUUUUUUAUUUUACCUCGUGAUUGGUUUACAGCCUCAAUGUUUCCCAAUAUGGCUUACUGUCUGAUCAAAACUGUAGUAGCUUACAAAUACACCACCCAUUAGGUUCUACAGUAUGGCAGUGUCUGUAUGGCUAUUAGACUGAAUGUUUUCUGUUUUAAUGUUUAAUAAAGUAUCAUAACCACAAUGUUUUGGCUGCCACAGUGCUUAAGGGAAAGGUGUGAUGUAUGUUGCUAAGCCAUUCAAUCAAACUCUUGGAAUUAAAGUAGCCUAAACUAAAUGCAGCAGGUGAAAUAUUGAACAGAAAUCCAGGCUAUUUUGCAGUUGACAUAUUUUUCAGGGAUUGAUGCCUGGAUUUAUCUACUUCGAUGUUCCCACAGACAUUACUGAUACAGAGAGAACAUUUCUUCUUUUUCGUCCACUGAUGUAAUUAACUUGAGAUUAAGAGUGGGGAGGGCUCUGUAAUUCUUUACCCUUGUUUCUUGUCAAUAACCUCCUUUUACUAUAUGACAACAUGGCAUGCCAUGUAGCCUACUAUAUCGUCUGUCAUGACUUGUCUUAUGAUUUUUAGAUCAUCUGCUCAUAAUGCCAUUUGUAAAGUAGUCACUUCCAUUGAUCAAUCACAGUUCAACUUUUUAGGAUUCAUAACUGACUAGAUUGUGUGAAAUGAAUGUGACAUUUACUGUAUUAUUUUCACAUAUUGUAGCCUUGUGUGAACCAUAAACCUAGAUGGCAAAGUAUGUAAUUCGGCUGAGUUCUGAGAUUUCUCAGUCUUUGUAUUUAGAGAGGGAAGUAACAGUAUACGCAUAAUUCUUCCUGCUUAUUAUGCAGGGUAACUGACAGGAUUCAUUUUUCUUUCUACAAUCUCUGGGAGCCAGUGCCCUACUUAAAGUAAAUGUAAAUUCCUCCUUUAUUGUCCCCACAGACUCUAGGUAGGAUGUAUGGAGCCCCCUGCAAGGGGAGUUGAGAAAGGGAUAGAGAUAAAUCAAGAAAAGAAUACUCCUGUUUUUCUUUGCAAGGAUAACCUGUGUCUUUACCACUGCCUAGAAUAAAAAAUAAAAUAGAUGGUGUUCUUAAAAUCAAAGUCAUAAUCAACUGUCUCCAUAGGUCUAUUCAGUUGCUUCUAUUACAUAACUUCAAUGCAUUAAAUUAUCUACUAGCAAAGCAGACACUACUGCAAGGCUAGAUUUCAUUUCUUCAGAUUUCUUUAUUUUUCUCAUUGUCUCAAAUGUUUUUGGUUUUCGACCGACAGUAUAAAUCGAACUGAUUGACCUGUGCACUUUCUAGGUUCCAUGUUUCUAGGUGAUAUUUUAGAUAGUGCAGUUCCUAUUUUUUGUAUAAGCAGCUUUGAAU